GGGCGGGGCAGGGGGCUCGGAAACCAGACGGUGGCGGAGCGGUGCCUUGCGUCCCCGCGCGGUGGUGGCGGAGGCGGCGGGCGCUCGGCUUUGUGGCGCGCGCGGGUUCCACCGGGUGUCGUGGAGGCACAGGCACCGGGGGCACUCUGCCUGGCCGCGGGUGCCGCAGGGCAUGGCCAGCCCCGCGCGGUCCGGCUUCCCGGCGCGCACGAACAGCCGUCUGGACGCGUUCCUGCGGCGACACCUGCCGCCCGAAGUCUACGACGCCGUCCGCGCCUACGAGCCGUGCAUCGUGGUGUCCGAGGCCGAGAAGCACACGUUCAGGUACGUGGUGCUUAGCGACCGGCUCAUCUACCUGACGGAGAACCCGCCCAAGUCCAUCCGGAGGGUCGUGGCUCUGCGGGACGUCGUGGCCAUUGACCUGAUUGACGAUUACCCAGAAUUUUUGAAUUCGCCAGAUAGAGAAAUCAACCAGCACAUUCGUAUUGUGUACUCUUCAAAGGUCUUGAAAAAAGAGUGUGGGAAACCCAAAGGCGUGGGGAAAUUCCUAUUCCCACUCCACCACAGCAACGUGACCAAAAAAGUCAAGCAAGAUAAUAAUGGACCUACCUUUUGGAGAAGAAAAGACCCCAGGAGUCGGAACGAAUCCUCUCUGAGGUCCCACCAGGCGAGCAGCAUGCCAUUCAAGGACUCAACACCCUGUCCUCCAGACCUCACGCUGUCCCUUCCUGGCCAAGGUACCUCUCGGCCUUUACCUGCUCUCUCCAGGACUUUACAGUCCACAGCAGCUUCUGCCUGCUCACCGCCUUUUGUGUCAAGCACUGAACAGCAGGAGCCUCCAGACUACAAAGACGCCCCAAAAGAAAUUCCUCUCAGGUUGGAUGGGAACAGAAAUGAGUGUCACGUAAGAAAUUCUCUCCCAGCUUCUCCUUCACACAGCAGCUCCAGCCUAGAGAAGGAGGAGUCGGAACUCCACCUCUAUGUUAUCUCUGAAACCUCAUCAAUAUUUCUGCACUUAAAGAGUUCGUGGAACAACUACAUUAUAAGAGCUACUCUUCCACAAGACCCUCUGUGCUCCGGUGAACAGGGUCUCGUCAUUGGGAAUCCAAAGCCGUACAGGGGAACACUGCUUAAUCUCUUAGUGAUUUUAGUGAGUAAGCCUAAGCUUCCAAAGUCUUGCUCCCCAUCGAAUGCCCAGCUGCCAUGUGAUUCAACGUCAGCCGACAUCUCCUUCGAUGCUCAGUUACAGGCGCUCAUCCUGGAAUACACAGACACGGCAACAGCCCUGCUCUAUGAGAUCCUUCUCGUCUUUCAGCAGGGAAAUCUUGGCUUGGGAUCCACAAAGUUUGCUAUUAGCUGGAUGAUGUCCUUUCUACAAAGCUGCCCUCCCACGAUGGCUUUCGUGGCCAGCAUUGUAAAGCGGGUGGUGAAGGGGCUGUCAGCCUCGCUCCAGCUGCUGACUCCCUGCCAAGCGGUUCUGUUGUACCAGCAGUUCUACAUCCUCAAGAGCUGCUUGCUGUACAGCAAGGCUCUGGCCGAGUACCUCAGGAGUGACCACAGCGAAGAGUUCAGGUACUUCAUUCAUAUGCCAGCCUUGGAAAAGAGGCUCCCUGUGUGCUACCCUAUUACGGAGCCCACCACUCAGCUCUGUCAUGAAGUUCUACAAUUGAUUGAACAGAAACAAUAUGCAAAAUUUUAGAGGAGAUAAAGUAUAAAGUAUUCAUUGAAGUCUAUAGUUAUGAGAAACAGCCUUUUGACUUAUUUAAUAUCUUUUAGUUAAAUGUUCAUUAACACCUCUUUAAGAAGCCUUAACUUUUUAAGUAAUCAUGCCUAGGCUGAGAGCAUGCAGCUCAGUGGGAUAGCCCUCACCUAGCAUCUGUGAAGACAUGGGUUCAAGAUCCCGCACAGGAAAAAUGGAACAAAAAGCUAAGCACCACAAACACCGUCUAAAUCUUUCUUGACAUACGUAAAGUGGUGUGCCUCUCCAGAAUGAAAGGUUCCUAAUAGAUGUGAAACACAGUCAGGGCACAGAGGUACAGAGCAGCUGAGUGUGCAGAAUCUAUCUGGUGGGCUCUGUGGGUGCAAUAAGGGUGAUGGGUAGAAGCCACUGGAACGCCCACAGCUAGACGGUUGUAGGAAGUACAGACUACACAGUGAGCUUGAGAGAUGCGCCCAGCAACGCACGGCACCUUCUCCUCCACCUGGAAAUCUUCCUACAGCCAGAGUAUCUGGGCAGCAAUGGGCAGGGGAGCAGUCACAGGUGCACAGAGGAAGAGGGGAAACAGGCCAGACUUCCUGUGGCACAGCACCUGUUUCCUGCCUGGGGUGGGGGGUGGGCAUUCUGAACCAUCCUGUGGAAGGAAGGCUACUCACAACCUCUCACAAGAGGCUUCCACCACACUGUGUGCCUUACACUAAUAGAGUCCCCAAAUCCUCCCUGUGAGCUGUUGGGUUUGGACGUCUAAGAACACCAGGACUGGGUUUUCUGUUCAGCAUAUGACGGCCUGAGGAAGGACCAGAGGAAAGUCUACCUCUGAAGAAAGCACUCCCUGGCCAGCUUGGCCAGCAGCGGGCAGCAGAACCACAGCUGGGGACUUUGCCAAGGAGGUUCUCUUAGGUUCUUGCCAUUAAUUUGUCCAGCAAUAUUUAAAUCAAUUAUUUUACAGUGAUCAUGUUUUAUACUGUAACAUUUGUAUAACGUUUGACUGAUUGUCCAAGACAUUUUUUUAGAUUUAAUACUUACACAGCUUUGUAAAUAUUCUAAGCCUAGACCUAUUCUAGCUGUCGAUGUAACUCAGAUGAUGGUAGGGCACUUGCCUAGCGUGUGGGAGGCCCUAGGUUCAGUGCCCAG
Onychomys torridus (southern grasshopper mouse) is the source of this 2851-nucleotide messenger RNA. It is a transcript of the gene C20H12orf56, whose product is annotated as chromosome 20 C12orf56 homolog. The record is from RefSeq and is a predicted model, not a curated record. The transcript is spliced from 10 exons. Bases 173 to 1699 code for a protein of 508 amino acids. Lineage: Eukaryota; Metazoa; Chordata; Mammalia; Rodentia; Cricetidae.